Messenger RNA from Cornus florida, 3269 nucleotides. RefSeq lists its product as uncharacterized. The transcript has 4 exons. Gene Ontology annotation, molecular function: heme binding; iron ion binding; monooxygenase activity. The record is from RefSeq and is a predicted model, not a curated record. Lineage: Eukaryota; Viridiplantae; Streptophyta; Magnoliopsida; Cornales; Cornaceae. The coding region runs from base 84 to 3140 and encodes 1018 amino acids.
UAUAUAUAUAUAUUAUUAUAGGCCAUUGAAACCAUAUCAUAUCCAAAAUUAUAGGCCACUCAUAUCCAAAAUUUUCAUCAACCAUGGAUGCAGUACUGUACCUGUACAUUCCACUAAUUUUGGCCAUAUACAUCUUCACCAAGCAUUUCCUCCACAAGAUCAAAAACCUCCCACCAAGCCCUUUCCCGACCCUACCCAUUUUGGGCCAUCUCCACCUUUUGAAGAAGCCUCUCCACAGCACCUUGUCCGAUUUAUCAGCCCGUUACGGCCCAAUCUUCCUCCUCCGGUUCGGCUCACGUCCGGUCCUCAUAGUCUCCUCUCCGUCAGCCGCCGAGGAAUGCCUCUCCAAAAACGACAUCGUAUUCGCCAACCGCCCUCGGCUCCUGUUCGGAAAAAUCAUCGGCUACAAUUACAGCAACCUCGUAUGGGCCCCCUACGGCAACCACUGGCGCAACCUACGGCGAAUCUCCUCCAUCGAAAUCCUGUCAUCCCAUCGUCUCCAAAUGCUAGCCGGCGUACGUGCCGACGAGGUCCGGUUGAUGACCCGUAAACUCUUCCGGGCUUAUGCAGAUCAGACGGUGGACAUGAAAAAGGUGUUUUUCGAGUUGUUGCUUAAUGUCAUGAUGAGGAUGAUCGCCGGGAAGAGGUACUACGGCGAAACGGUGGAGGACGUGGAGGAAGCGGCGCGGUUCCAGGAGAUAGUGGCGGAGACGUUCCAGUUGGGUGGCGCAACGAAUAUGGGAGACUAUUUGCCGGUGUUGAGCUGGUUGGGAGUGAACGAAUUGGAGAAGAAGUUGGUGGUGUUGCAGAAGAAGAGAGAUGGGUUGAUACAGGAAUUGAUAGAACAGCACAGGAGAGGAAUGAGGAGUGAUAGUUCGGAGUCCAAAGAGAGAAAGAAGACGAUGAUUGAAGUGUUGCUUUCACUGCAACAAACAGAACCAGAGUAUUACACGGAUGAGAACAUAAGAGGCAUGAUGCUGGCUCUACUAAGUGCUGGAACUGAUACAUCAGCUGGGACAAUGGAAUGGGGACUUUCGCUAUUGUUGAACAACCCAGAAGUUCUAAAGAAGGCACAAAUUGAAAUUGAUAAUCAAGUUGGACAACAUCGUCUGAUCGAUGAAUCAGACUUAUCCAAGCUUCCCUAUCUUCGCUGCAUCAUCAAUGAGACACUGCGGAUGUAUCCAGCAGGCCCAAUGCUAGUACCUCACGAGUCAUCGGAUGAGUGUACGGUAGGUGGUUUCCGAAUUCCACGUGGCACGAUGCUAUUGGUUAAUUUGUGGGCCAUACAAAAUGAUCCCAAGAUUUGGGUGGACCCCAGAAAGUUCCAGCCAGAGAGGUUUCAAGACUUGGAAGGUAGCAAGAUUGGGUUCAAGUUAUUUCCCUUUGGAACCAGAAGGAGAGGGUGUCCUGGGGAGGGCUUAGCCAUUCGCAUGGUUGGGUUGGCAUUAGGGUCAUUGGUUCAGUGCUUUGAGUGGGAAAGGGUUAGCCAAGAGAUGAUUGAUAUGGCAGAAGGGACGGGACUCACUUUGCCCAAGGCUCAACCGUUGUUGGCCAAGUGUCGACCGCGUCCGAUUAUGUUGAAUCUGCUUUCUCAAGCCAUAACCAUCUUAAUAUCUUAUCAAAUGGAGACACAGUACCUGGGCAUUCCACUAAUUUUGGCCAUAUACAUCUUCACCAAGCAUUUCCUCCACAAGAUCAAGAACCUCCCACCAAGCCCUUUCCCAACCCUACCCAUUUUAGGCCACCUCCACCUCUUCAAGGAGCCCCUCCACCGCACUUUGUCCCAUAUAUCGGCCCGUUACGGCCCAAUCCUCCUCCUCCAGUUCGGCUCACGUCCGGUCCUCCUCAUCUCCUCUCCGUCAGCCGCCGAGGAAUGCCUAACCAAAAACGACGUCGUCUUCGCCAACCGCCCUCGGUUCCUCGCCGGAAAAAUCCUCGGCUACAACUACAGCAACCUCUCAUGGGCCCCUUACGGUGACCACUGGCGUAACCUCCGGCGAAUCGCCUCCAUAGAACUCCUUUCAUCCCACCAUCUCCAAAUGAUGGCCAGCGUACGCUCCGACGAGGUCCGGUUGAUGACCAGUAAACUCUUCCGGGAUUAUGCAGACCAGAUGGUGGACAUGAAAACGGUAUUGUUCGAGUUGAUGCUUAAUGUCAUGAUGAGGAUGAUAGCCGGGAAGAGGUACUACAGCGAGAAGGAGGCGGAGGUGGAGGAAGCGAGGCGGUUCCGGGAGAUGGUGGUGGAGACGUUCCAGAUGGCUGGCGCUACCAAUAUCGGAGACUUUUUGCCGGUGUUGAGAUGGGUGGGAGUGAACGGAUUGGAGAAAAGGUUGAUUGUGUUGCAGAAAAAGAGAGAUGGGUUCAUACAGGAGUUAAUAGAGGAGCAUAGAAGAAGAAUGAGGAGUGAGAGUUCGGAAUCUGGAGGAGAGAGAAAGAAGACGAUGAUUGAAGUGCUGCUUUCACUGCAAGAAACUGAACCAGAGUAUUACACAGAUGAAAUCAUAAGAGGCAUGAUGCUGGAACUAUUAAGUGCUGGAACGGAUACAUCAUCUGGGACCUUGGAAUGGGCACUUUCAGUUUUAUUGAACAACCCAGAAGCUCUAAAAAAGGCACAGACUGAAAUUGAUAAUCAGGUUGGACAACAUCGCCUGAUCGAUGAAUCAGACUUAUCUAAGCUUCCCUAUCUCCACUGCAUCAUCAAUGAGACACUGCGGAUGUAUCCAGCAGGCCCAAUGCUUGUACCUCACGAGUCAUCAGAGGAGUGUAUGGUAGGCGGUUUUCGAAUCCCACGUGGCACGAUGCUAUUGGUUAAUUUGUGGGCCAUACAACAUGAUCCCAAGCUUUGGGUAGACCCCGGAAAGUUUAAGCCGGAGAGGUUUCAAUACUUGGAAAGUAGCAAGGAUGGGUUCAAGUUAUUUCCCUUUGGAACCGGAAGGAGAGGGUGUCCUGGGGAGGGCUUAGCCAUGCGCAUGGUUGGGUUGGCAUUAGGGUCACUGGUUCAGUGCUUUGAGUGGGAAAGGGUUAGCCAAGAGAUGGUUGACAUGACCGAAGGGACCGGACUCACUUUGCCCAAGGCUCAACCCUUGUUGGCCAAGUGUCGACCACGUCCUAUUAUGUUGAAUUUUCUUUCUCAGAUUUGAUCAAAUCAAUCAAUUUAAUUCAGCAAUGUGUAGUAGAUUAAGAAUAAGUUUCUCAUUAAGAGGUGGCUCAAUAUAAUUUGACAUUUAAAUAAUAAUUAAUAAUGUAUUAUUAUUCUUGAUUUUUUUAAA